AUGCGUGAGUUGAAGAUGAGAGCUAUGAAAAUCACAAAUAUCUGGCACAUCGUCUGUAUGAUUGUGAGUAUGACCUCUUUCAAUCCUACACAAGCGGAAUAUUCUGAACGUGAGCUGGUUAAGACUCUGUUGGAAUCUUACGAUGCUGUAAGCCGACCGGUGAUGAGCGGACAUGAUAUAGUCGUGGUUACGCUGGGACUUGCGCUUCAGAAGGUUAUUGACUUGGAUGAAAAGAACCAAAUAUUGUACACAUCACUACAGGUUCAACUCGAGUGGCAUGAUGAGGUACUUGCUCGUGGAGCUUUUCGUCACAUGGGGGAUAAAUUAACUCCAAACGGUAAUCAGAGGUGGAACGACAGCGAGAAGUUCGAGGAGGAAAAACUUCUCAUCAUCUUGCCCGCAGACAAAUUAUGGACACCGGAUUUAUACGUUUAUAACAAUGGAGCAGAUGGGACAAACGGGCUAGUGUACGUACGCGAGAGUUGGAUACGUGUGUAUACCACUGGUAGAGUCAGCUGGAACCUUCCUAUUAACAUACAGAGCGCUUGCAACGUAAACAUAUUCUAUUUCCCCUUUGACCGCCAAGUGUGUGAGCUCCAGCUGGCCUCCUGGACAUACGACAAGAGCCAACUUAUUUUAAAGCCAAAAACAACAAGCACAGAAGAGAUGCUUGAGUGGGCCAUCGAUAACGCAGAAUUUGCAGUCACAGGAGCUCAACUAAUCCUCAAUAACCGGACCAGCUUUGAUAAGCAGGAGUUCUCUCAGGUUACUCUAUGGCUGCACAUUGAACGCAGGGCCUUAUUCUACGGCUAUACAGUAAUCGCACCCAGCGUUCUCUUAUGUAUACUGACAAUAUGCAGUUUUUGCCUGCCCUGUGGAAACGCCAAAAAAGUGGAGAUCGGACUGACCGUGUUUCUGUUUCUCUAUUUCCUCCAAGUGACGAUUUCCGAACACACCCCAGAAUCGAGCACUACACCGCUUAUCAAUCUUUUCCUCACAUUGGUGAUGUCACUGAGCUCAUUUUCAAUCAUCUGUGCCACGUGUGUGCUCAACGUCAUUAGCCGAAGCCACGAAGAACCCUGCCCAGCACCAUCAUCAUUUGUAUGGUUUGUCGCAACCCAAGUUUUCGGUCGUAUGACAUUUAUGAGCUACAGUAAGCGUGACGAGCAGCUUUAUAUAGCCAUUCAAAACGACAUUCCCGAGAAUUCUGCUAACCCACCGUCAUUUGAAGACCAUACAAACUGUAACAAGGUCAACUCCUUAUUCGAAGAUGUUUCCACCGCCAGAAGGUUUAUGUGGAUUCACGUAGCUCGAGUAACAGAUCGUGUGCUAUUACUCCUCUAUCUGAUGAUGACGUUUCUGCUGCUUUUCAUGUUUCUCGUCUAUAUUCCGGCAUCUUCUGCCGCUUCUGUGUUGUGAGCACCAUCCUUCGCACAUGAUUAGUGCGGAAUGAAACAACUUAAUUUGUGGCAUAUCAUGCCAAAUGCUGACUUUCCGACAUUCAUUCUAAUAGUAUAUUUGACCUAAUUUAAUCAGAAACUUAGAUUUUUGAAGAAUAUCCCAUUUGACACAAACUGAUUGUUGUAUACUGAAGUGAAACGACGAGCACUAUGUAAAAAUUAUUUAUUCUCACUGGCAAUCGUUGCCACUCUCCUACCCAGUAUUGGAUGCUGGUUUUAAACUACAACUGGAGUGUCAUAAUAUUUUC
Opisthorchis viverrini is the source of this 1708-nucleotide messenger RNA. RefSeq lists its product as hypothetical. Gene Ontology annotation, molecular function: transmembrane signaling receptor activity; extracellular ligand-gated monoatomic ion channel activity; neurotransmitter receptor activity. The record is from RefSeq and is a predicted model, not a curated record. Gene Ontology annotation, cellular component: neuron projection; membrane; synapse. The coding region runs from base 1 to 1419 and encodes 472 amino acids. The transcript is spliced from 4 exons. Gene Ontology annotation, biological process: nervous system process; monoatomic ion transmembrane transport; chemical synaptic transmission. Lineage: Eukaryota; Metazoa; Platyhelminthes; Trematoda; Opisthorchiida; Opisthorchiidae.